AUGGAACCGGUGCUAAAACAUAUGGAUCUACAUGCACACUGGAAACCACCACCUCUCUUCGCCAUACAUGUGUUUAGAGCGAUAAUCUACAGUAUCCAGAGUCAGAACAGUUACUUUGUUAUCCAAGAGCUGAUCAAUCAUCUGGAUUCGAUGAGCAGCGCUGAUGCUGUGAUUAGGAUAGGAAUAGCAACAGUAUUGUCAAAUAUCGUAUCGAUCGCUGGAACAAGUAUAGGCCCAUUGCUUUUAUCCAUAUUUAAUUCGCUACUGAAACACUUGAGAACCUCUGUGGACUUUGAGCGAUCUGAUAAAUGCAAAGAUUCGGAAGCCGAAAAAAUGUAUCAGGAAGCACUGAUAAAUGCGAUGGGUGAUUUCGCGAAUGCUUUGCCGGAUUAUCAAAAAGUUGAAAUGAUGAUGUUCACCGUUGGCAACAUUCCCAACUUGGACGAAAAGCGAGUGAAACAAGGAGAUGAAUUCUUGCAGCAUGUGUUGGUUAAAACGCUCCUGAAGGUGGCUACAAAAUAUCGCACGGCUUAUUUGGCUACCGUAUUCACCGACUCAUUCUUACAUACUCUCAUUCAACUUGCCCUCGUCAAGGAUCCUCAAGUACGCUUAGGGACCCAACAAAUAUUCCACACGCUACUCGACAGGUUUGUUCAU
Molecule: messenger RNA, 657 nt
Organism: Strongylus vulgaris
Lineage: Eukaryota; Metazoa; Nematoda; Chromadorea; Rhabditida; Strongylidae
Source: the annotation of a GenBank genome assembly